GACGAAAAAAAGGUAAAAUUUCCAAUUAUAAUACUUUACAAAUUAGAGUAAGUCAAUUCUUUGUUUCACAAAUUUUGUUUUACAAACUCAAGUGUUGGCCGGCAGCGAAACGCCGAUAGACAAACAAUGAAGCCCAGAGAUCUGUGCGAUAUUGACGACUUAGCGACAUCAUUGGUCGUUGAUGUUUAUCUUGGAUUCGUCACUCACAAAAUGGACUUGAAUUUUAAAGAAAUGUACAAGAGUAAGUCGCGUCUAAAACCAGUAAUUGACAAUUUCAUACAAAACCAAGACGUGAAAAAAGCCUUCGAGUCGUUAUGGAACAAAGAUUAUAUACCCGCUUCGUUGUACAAAGAAUCGUGUAAAAAAAUGGUUAAAGAUCAUUUAGAAAGAUAUAUUGGAAUGUUUUAUUCAGAUUCCGGCUUUCGAAUCGAACCUUGCCAUAGAUACUCGUUGGAAAACAAAGUUGGCGCUAAGGUCUGUGCGACCAAACAUUGGGACAAAGAUGAUGUUAUUAAAAGGUUAGUGGGUUGCGUGGCCGAGCUCACUGAACAAGAAGAAGACGAUAUUUUGCAAGUCGGCAAAAAUGAUUUUUCUGUCAUGUUUAGCUGUCGUAAAAAGUGUGCUCAGCUUUGGUUAGGGCCGGCGGCAUAUAUUAACCACGACUGUCGAGCGAACUGUAGAUUUGUUGCCAACGACAAAGGCACGGCCUGUGUUAAAGUCUUAAAAGAUAUAAAACCUGGUGAAGAAAUCACAUGUUUCUAUAGUGCAAAUUUUUUCGGUGAAAAUAACGCCAAUUGCGAAUGUGUUUCUUGCGAAAAAUUGUUCAAAGGAGCGUUCAAAAAUAUCAAACAACACAUAAGGACGGGCCGGUACAAUUUCAGACAAACUAACGAUCGAAUCAAGCAAACGUAUCGGUCACCAGAGAAAGAAAAAGUGAUCAAGGAACCGAAGACUCCAAAGAAAAAGAAAGACAAAGUCUUGGAUCCGGUGACGCCUGAAAAACAACCUGAAGUCGAUAGAGGCGAAGAUCUACUCGGAUCCCCAUACACUAAAAUUAUUCAAAAGACUAGAGGCUUAGAUUUAUUAUCUAAAACGCCAGAAAAAUAAUUUUGUUUUUUAUUUUACAACGUAAUGUAUAACACUGCCAAAUAUUGUUCAAUCUAAUGUAUAUUGUAUAGAAAAAUUAUAUUUGUAUCCCAAAGGCAAUUUUUGUGGUAAAAUCGGAACAGCCAUCAUUAGGUUUUACUCUUGAUUUUUGGUAAACAUAAAAAUAUAUUUUCAGCGAUUGAAAACUUUAACAAACAUACACGGGAACCUAACGACGGUUGUUGUAUUCCUCGUGUAAAUUUGGUAAAGUUUUCAAUCCCAAAUAGAAAAUAUAUUAUAGUAAAAAAUGUUUGGCUGUUUCGAUAUCAGCACUGUCAUCUCAAGGGUACGUUAUUUACUUGUCUACUUCAUACACGAUGAUUAUACUUAACAGUAUUUUUGACCCGUAUUUUAAUACAAAGACUUAUUUUUGUUUUUAGAAAUUAGAUAAUUACUAGUAAAAUUAAUUUUGGAGUUAUUUUUUUUAAUUCAAAAUGCGCAAUGUUGUUUUUUUUUAAUAGUGUCAUGAUAUUUUCUCAUAGUAUUACAAACGUUUAAUAAUAAUAAAUGUUUUUUUUUUUUAAUUUUAAAUUUAUACUUUAUUACAAAUUAAUGUUUUUAAAUAAGGUAAACAAAAUGUGUGCACAUAAAACAAAUAUGUAGUCUAUUGGUAUUUAUAUCGAAUAUAGGUUUAUUGUCUGACUCUUUUUUCACCUAA
Molecule: messenger RNA, 1804 nt
Organism: Adelges cooleyi (spruce gall adelgid)
Lineage: Eukaryota; Metazoa; Arthropoda; Insecta; Hemiptera; Adelgidae
Gene: Hmt4-20
Product: histone-lysine N-methyltransferase KMT5B-B
Exons: 2
Coding region: 127-1107 (326 amino acids)
Cellular component (GO): nucleus
Molecular function (GO): protein binding; histone H4K20 methyltransferase activity
Source: RefSeq, a predicted model, not a curated record